Molecule: messenger RNA, 3821 nt
Organism: Salvia hispanica
Lineage: Eukaryota; Viridiplantae; Streptophyta; Magnoliopsida; Lamiales; Lamiaceae
Product: protein SMAX1-LIKE 6-like
Molecular function (GO): ATP binding; ATP hydrolysis activity
Source: RefSeq, a predicted model, not a curated record
CUGUAUUCAGCCCCACUUUCUCUCUCUUCAAUUCUCGCACCAGCAAAAAUUCUUUUACCACUGCUUCUGCAACUUCAAUAAUAUAUACUGCAAACCUCAUUCUUCAAAUUAUUUUACACAAGUGAAAUCCCUUUCACACAAAAGGCCUAAAAAAAUAUUGAAAAAGGCGAAGCAAAAUCCCUUUCUUAUAGUUUCCGAAUUAUUUUAAUUUAUUGGAAUUUGUGUAUUAUUUUAUAUUACUAUUACGGAUAAGCUCGGUGGCCGAUGCCGACGCCGCUGGGCACAGCCCGCCAAUGCUUGUCAGACUCGGCGGCGGCGGUGCUGGACGACGCCGUCGCUGCGGCCAGGCGCCGCAGCCACGCGCAGACGACCACGCUGCACGUGGUGUCCGCUCUACUGGCUGUGCCUGCUUCUCCUCUCCGCGAUGCCUGCACACGCGCCUGGAGCAGCGCGUUCUCCCCACGCCGCCAGUUCCGCGCCCUGGAGCUCUGCGUCGGCGUCGCGCUCGAUAGGGUUUCGGCGUCAAAAUCCGCCGCCGCGGAGGAGCCGCCGGUUUCGAACUCUCUCAUGGCGGCGAUCAAGAGAUCGCAGGCGAGCCAGAGGCGCCAUCCGGAUACGUUCCAUCUGUAUCAGCAGCAGCUGAAUUCGAGCUCGCCGCAGGGUACGCCGUCGAUUUCCGCGGUGAAAGUUGAGCUGAAGCAUUUCUUAACUUCGAUUUUAGAUGAUCCGAUCGUGAGCCGCGUCUUCGGCGAUGCGGGCUUCCGGACUCAGGAGAUCAAGCUGGCGGUUCUGAAUCCUCUCUCUGUGUCCAGAUUCGCCUUCACGGCGUCACGGCCGCCGCCUCUGUAUGCGUCUGGUCUGGACAAUUUCGAGCUGGACAAACGCGCUCGCAGUUUCCCCUUCAUCGACGCUUCUGCGGUGGAGAAACUCGAUGAGAAUCCGAGAAAAAUUGGGGAAAUUCUGUUGAAGAAAACUAGGAGAAAUCCGUUGCUCAUUGGCGCGGCUGGAAAUGAUGCUUGUAGGAGCUUUUUAGAUUGUUUGAAGAAGGGCGAAUCCAGAGUUUUGCCUAAAGAACUUGAUGGAUUGAGUGUGUUUUCGAUCGAACGUGAGAUUUCCGAGUGCAUCGGUGAGCGUUUCAGCGAAGAGAUGGUAGGGUUGGAGUUCAAAAAAGUCGAUGAAUUAGUCGAAAAUUGCCAGGGCGCCGGGAUUAUCGCCAACUGUGGGGAUUUGAAGGCAUUUUUGGAUGCUGAAUUGGUGGAAUUUGCUAGUAAUGUGGUUUUGAAGCUGAAGAGGUUGUUGAUCAACCAUGGUGGAAAGCUGUGGUUGAUCGGCUUCUUGGCUGAUGAUGAUGGCUACAAGAAGCUGGUAGAUCUGUUUCCUUGUAUUGAGAUGGAUCUGGAUUUGCAUCUGCUGCCUAUCACUGCUUCAUCCAUGGGAGUAAAGCCUUUCAAGUCCAGCUUGAUGAGGUCUUUUGUUCCAUUUGGUGGAUUCUUCUCUAUGUCAUCUGAGCUUAAAAGUCCAUGCACAAAUGUUACGAAACCCAUGAAACUAUGCAGCUCGUGCAAUGAAAAGUAUGAGAAAGAAGUUUCUGAUGUCCCGAAGGGAGUUUCAACCAGUUCAGUUGCUGAUAAGCAAUCAGUGAAUCUAUCUCCGUGGCUGCAUAUUGCUGAAUGUGAAACAAGCAAGAAAUCCUGCGCGGAAGAGGCUAAUAAAGACAAAACUAUACUGGAUGCAAAAAUAUUGGCCUUGCAGAGAAAAUGGAGUGGCAUCUGCCAGAGGCUUCAUCACUCUCAGACAUCUCAAGUGGAUACAACUCUACCAAAGCCACAUACUUCUAUUGCAACAACGCUGCAGCAUGUACCCAUACGAAAAGACGCAGUUGGUGCGGGUUCAUUAUCCGAUGGAAGCAAUGUGACUAAUAUGAGUACUUGCAUGCUCUCAGACUGGCAAAAGAACUCUCUUCUAAAGCAAAAUUUAAGUGCCAGAGUAAUUGUGCAGGCUGAAGUACCAACACAAGGUUUGGGGCUGAAUGAUUUUCAGAAUUCAUAUAGCUCUCAGCAAAGGACGAGCCUGCCCGUUGUUUGCACAUCUUCAACCUCUGUUGUCUCUGUGGCCACAGAUUUGACGCUCGGAACAUUUUGUGAUUCUUCUGGGGAAUUCAGAAAAAAUCCCAGCUUGCGAGAUGGUUGCAAUGGUCUUCAGAAUUCUGAAUCAUCUAGAAGCCUUGAGAAAUCUCUGAGCCAACUUUCUCAAUCUUCAUCUUAUUCUCAACAUCAUGGAAAGCAGAUGAAUGCAAAGGACCUCGAACAGCAAUGGCGUGUUCUGGCUGAAAAGGUUUAUUGGCAGUCGGAAGCCAUUCAAACUAUUGGUCGAACUGUGUCACGUUGCAGAAAUGAAAAUGCAAGAUAUCAUUGCUCAAAGAAGAGUAAUCUUUGGCUGAGCUUUUUGGGGCCUGAUAAAGUGGGGAAGAGAAAAAUAGCUGCAUCUGUUGCCGAGAUGGCAUUUGGGAGAGAGAACCACUUGCUAUAUUUGGAUCUUUGUGCUCAGGAUACGAACCCAUUCAACUACAUUGUUGAUUGUUAUGAUUCAAAAUACAUCAAAAUGCAGCCUGGGAGGGAACUGAUAGUUGAUUACCUUGCUGGAAUGUUGAGCAAGCAUCCCGACUCUGUUGUGCUCCUUGAAAAUGUUGAAAAGGCUGAUUUCUUGGUUCGCUCUAGUUUAUCUCAAGCCAUCAAAACAGGUAGAUUUCCAGAUUCACGUGGCAGGACCAUCUUCCUCAAUAACAAUAUAUUUAUCCUCGCCUCAACUGUCGUAAAGGGCAGUCAAGAUCUGCUUUUUGGUAAAGAAGCCUCUGAGUUUCCAGAAGAAACAAUUUUGGAGGCCAAAAAUAUGCAGAUGCAAAUUUUAGUAGAACCUGUUGGUGAUAUCUACAGAAGGAAUAGCACUACACUCGUUUCACUUUUCUCAAGUGAAAUGACCCCUAACCAAUUCUGUUCGAGUAAAAGAAAAUUGAUGAAUGUUGGCUCAACCAAAGCUGAGGUAUCGAAACGUGCUUGUCAACUGUCCAGAUCCUUUGACUUAAACUUGCCUGAUGAUGGCGGGGAAGAGGAUAGUGAUAUUGACAAAAGUGAUGAUGAUUACUCGGAUGAUUCAGAGGCAUGGCUGGGAGAGUUGCUCAAGCUUGUUGAUGAAAAGGUGGUGUCUAAACCAUUUGACUUCGAUUCUCUCUCUCAGAAGAUACUAAGGGAGAUAGAUGCACAGUUGAGAAAGAUAGUUGGAGCCACUGUUCUUCUAGAAAUUGAUAGACAAGUAAUGGUCCAAAUGCUUGCAGCUUCUUGGUUAACAGAAAGAGAGGACGUGUUGAGGGAUUGGAUCGAGCAGGUGCUCUGUUCGGGCAUAGAUGAAGCUCGUAAAAGGUGCAAUGUUGCUUCUGAUUUUGUAUUGAAAUUAGUACCCUGUGACUACGGGCUUGUUGCGAAAGCACAAGCCUCUAGCGUGUGUCUUCCAGCAAAAAUAAACGUUUAACCGAUCUUUUUUCAGGUAUGCAUCUUAUUGAUUGUUAUAAGAUGUUGUCUAUAUCUGUCUAUGUUUAGGUCAUGUAACGCUAUGCAUUAGCUUAUGUUUUGCAUAUAGUAGAAGGAAUAAAUAGGUUUAUUGCAACUUGUCAAUGACUUCUUCCUGUAUGAGGUAUAGCCAGAGAACUACUAUAUUUUUGUAUCUUAUUUUUCUCAUGAUGCUGAAUGUAAUGAUAUGAAAGUUGAAGGAUUAGGCACCUCUUGCAUGUGUAUUUUCGGAAUAAAACAUUUUCGUCCAUGUUUCCA